AUGUUGACUCCAUCUCAUCUCAAAUCCUUACACCCUCUUCAAAUUUUCUCCCCAAAAUCAUCAUCAUCAUCAACACAUUCCUCAAAUUUAACCUCCAUGAAACUCAAAAGAAUCAUCCACACCCUCUUAGUUUCGCACUUAUGUCGAAUAUUUCGCGCACUCUCAAAACUCAAACAUUACAUCAUCGAAAUUCUCAAAGACACCAACAACAACUCAACCAUCAACUUCACUUACUACUCUUCUCACAAAAAGCGGAACAACAUUCGAAAAAAGAUAAUUUUGGGAUCUUUUAGGCUUCAUUACAACUGGUGCUCAUCAAAAUCCUCGCAUGUUUUGCCUGUUCCGGAGUCUGUUUACCAGACUCCGGACGCGAAUCUAGCGGGGUAUUUAGAGUGGCUUGAAGAGAAAAAGGUUGAAGAGGGUGCAAAAGAGAAAGAGAUUGUGAAUGAGAAAGAGAAAGAGAAUAUUGAUAUGUUGGCUGAAAUGUUUAUUGCUAAUUGUCAUGAGAAGUUUAAGCUGGAAAAACAAGAAUCUGAUAGGAGGUAUCAAGAAAUGCUUGCAAGAAGCAUGUGA
Lathyrus sativus (Indian pea) is the source of this 573-nucleotide messenger RNA. Lineage: Eukaryota; Viridiplantae; Streptophyta; Magnoliopsida; Fabales; Fabaceae. The record is from the annotation of a GenBank genome assembly.